Theobroma umbraticum is the source of this 2939-nucleotide messenger RNA. Its product is annotated as VIN3-like protein 2. Gene Ontology annotation, biological process: vernalization response; epigenetic regulation of gene expression. Lineage: Eukaryota; Viridiplantae; Streptophyta; Magnoliopsida; Malvales; Malvaceae. Gene Ontology annotation, molecular function: protein binding. The record is from RefSeq and is a predicted model, not a curated record.
AAAAAGAAGAUGACAUGCAGCGGCUUUCGGCCUCUUUCUCUCUCAAUUCUCAUCCUCAACUGCAUCGCCUCCUCAUCUCUCAUAGCCCAUAGAACUCCACACUCAACUAUUUCCUUCGCUUUUCUCUCUUAUUAUAACUAUUAUUUAGUAUUUAUAUAAUUCCUCCCUUUUCUUUCUCUCUCACAUUAGAACAACUCCUCCACUCCUCGAAUCUCCCUUUCAUUACUGCUUCGGGUCCUCAAAAUAAAAAAUUAAACAAAAUCGAAUUCCCACAACAAAAAGAGGGAGGACCCAUUUAAUACAACAAAAAAAAAUUAUAUAUAUAUUUUUUUGUUUUUGCAUAUUAUGUAGAGAGGAGAGAAGGAAUAGGAAUAAGCAAGGCUUUCAACUCUCAACCCCAAGAAGUUUCUGUCUUUUUUGCUCACAGGCUUCAAAAAGUUGGGGUUUUGAUGGUAAUGUGGGUGUUGUGUUGAGUGCUCUCCUAUUAUUCAGCUGUUUUAGCCAUGGAUUCCUGUUUUGAGGGAGUUGCACUUGAUCCAUCAAAAUGUAGUAAAUUAAGUAUGGACGAAAAGAGAGAACUUGUUUAUGAAUUAUCAAAGAGGACACAUAGGGCCUCUGAAAUGCUACAAUCUUGGAGCCGUCAGGAGAUUUUACAGAUCCUAUGUGCAGAGAUGGGGAAGGAAAGGAAAUAUACUGGCUUGACUAAGCUGAAAAUUAUAGAAAACCUUUUGAAAAUUGUAGCUGAAAAGAAUUCUGGUGAACAUGAGGGUGUAACAGAUCCGGAAUCCCAACCUUCCCCAACAAAUGGCCAGAGAACAUCCAAAAGGCAGAGGAAAACUGAUAAUCCUUCCCGACUGCCUGUACCUGUGAAUGAUCUGGCAAUCACUACUGGUGGCAAUGACAUGAGUAAUGCUAUUUUUUGCAAAAACUCAGCUUGCAAAGCUACCUUGAGGCAAGAAGAUGCAUUUUGCAAGAGGUGUUCCUGCUGCAUCUGUUAUAAGUUUGAUGACAACAAGGAUCCUAGCCUGUGGUUAAUCUGUAGCUCAGAGCCUCCUUUCCUGGGCAAUUCUUGUGGCAUGUCAUGUCAUCUUGAAUGUGCUUUAAAACAUGAGAAGUCUGGUAUUGGAAAAGAUAGACGACAUGCUGGACUUGAUGGGAGCUUUUAUUGUGUAGCAUGUGGGAAAGUAAAUGAUUUGCUCGGGUGCUGGAGAAAACAACUGAUGGCUGCAAAAGAUACGAGGAGGGUGGACAUACUUUGUUAUCGUGUCUCUCUAGGCCAAAAACUUCUUAAUGGGACUGAAAAAUACCGAAAGCUUUCUGAGAUUGUUGAUGAAGCUGUUAAGAAGCUUGAAGCUGAAGUAGGUCCAUUAACUGGUUUGCCUGUGAAGAUGGGUAGGGGUAUUGUCAACAGGCUUUCUUCAGGGCCAGAAGUUCAGAAACUCUGUUCUUCUGCUGUGGAGUCACUAGAUAAAAUCCUUUUUGAUACAAUCUCACAUUCUUCACCAAAUCAUUCAGUAGCAGCUGGUUCAAGUUCAAUUCCUCCAGCAAUAGUACGCUUUGAAGAUGUUCGUCCAACUUCCCUUGUUGUGAUUGUGGGUUCUGAAGAACCUUUACCAGGCAGUAGUAUUGGUUACACCUUAUGGCAUCGCAAGGUUCAUGAUAGGGAUUACCCUAUUAAAUCAACUUGUACUCUGUGUGUGCCAGAUAGAAGGUUUGUUGUCACAGGGCUAACUCCAGCUACUGAGUAUCAUUUCAAAAUUGUCUCCUUUAAUGGUACAAAAGAGUUUGGUCCAUGGGAAGCUCGAAUUUCAACAGCCUGUAGUGGGGAUGAAGUCCCAAGCUGCCCAGUGAUGGAAAGAAGUCAAAGCCCAGUGACUAACUGUAGCAGCCUUUCUAAUCCAUCUUCGGUGGAGGAUGAAACUAAUAACAUUACUCCAUACAGUGAUCAGAACGAUGACCGAGCAGACAAUUAUGUUACAUAUUGCAAGGACACUGAUAAAAUUGUUUCCACGAAUCUCUCUAAAGGUGCUCUCAACUGCACUGUCCUGGGUGAAGAUGGAGUUCCAGCAGAUGCAGUUUCCCUGUUGGGUGGGGAACGUGCCAUGGAGAUAGUUCGACCUAUGCCUGAUUCUGUUGUCCUAAAUGUUGAGAAAAAGCACACAUCAGAAGACCCAAUUACUGAGGAGACAAGCACGGAUGAUGGCUCUGAUGCCCCAGUUCAGACUGGUACUGAGUGUGUGCCAUUUCUUGGUUGCUCAGAAGCUGGCUUGCCGAUUACUCCCUGCAGGAUGGAAAUAAUUAAAGAUGGACCAGGAAGGAGUGGGAGAUCUAAGUCCAGCAACAAGGACCUGGAGAAUGGUGUUGGGAAAGGAGAAGAACCCCAAGAUGGCAGCACCUCAAAGAAGAGAAGUGGGGAGAGGCGGGAUGAGGAAUGUGUGGAAAAUGGUCUCUCAGAUACGGAUUUUGAGCAUUGCGUGAAGGUGAUCAGAUGGUUAGAGUGUAAGGGACAUAUUGAGAAAAACUUUAGGCAGAAAUUCCUCACCUGGUACAGCUUGCGGGCAACCCCACAGGAGGUAAGGAUUGUGAAGGUCUUUGUUGAUAUCUUCAUUACAGAUCCAGCAUCUCUUGCAGAGCAGCUUGUGGACACAUUUUCUGAUUGUAUCUCAAGCAAAAAAUCAUCUGUCGUGCCUGCUGGCUUCUGCAUGAAGCUUUGGCACUGACAUCCAUGGGUCCUCCUGAGAUCAAGUAGUUUUUGAGUGCAAACCUGCUCAGGGUUUGUGUUAGUAUAAUUCUUUAGACCCAUAACAUUCUUCAUUUAGACUGUCAACCAACCAUGAUUUAUAUUUACGAUUAGCUUUUGUCAUUCUUAUGAUUAUGUAAGAAUGCCAGAAUUCUCAUCCUUUUAUAGAACGGUCCAUGGCUUAUGGUGUUUCGGUUUC